Molecule: messenger RNA, 5149 nt
Organism: Oenanthe melanoleuca
Lineage: Eukaryota; Metazoa; Chordata; Aves; Passeriformes; Muscicapidae
Gene: STON1
Product: stonin 1
Exons: 4
Coding region: 220-2466 (748 amino acids)
Biological process (GO): regulation of endocytosis; synaptic vesicle endocytosis; clathrin-dependent endocytosis
Cellular component (GO): AP-2 adaptor complex; synaptic vesicle
Molecular function (GO): clathrin-cargo adaptor activity
Source: RefSeq, a predicted model, not a curated record
GGCGGGCCCUGCGGCACCGGGGGGGUAAGGAGUGGGAAAGGAGAGGGAAAGGAGCGGGAAAGGAGCGGCUCUGCCCCGGGGACCGGCCCGGAGGAGCGGGGCACGGCGGCGACUCCGUCCCAAGUGGAAUUUUCCCGGGAGUUGCGGCGCGGCCGCGAAGUUCUGGCUUGAAACGGGCCGGUGGAUGGGGCUCUUUUGUUUUGGUAUGGCUUGCGGGUGAUGCAUUGUGCACGUACCUCAAGUUUCUCCUACAAGAUGUGUUCCCCAAAUCCAGCAAACUGGGUCACCUUUGAUGAUGAGCCUCUCUUCCAGUCACCUCAGAAACUGGCUAACAAUCAGAGCAGCUGCAAACCAAAUGGCCUUAAGCUCAACCUGUCCAGUGUUCAUGAGUCUUUGAGUAGGUCAUCCUCUACAGGCAGCACUCCGCUCUCAUCUCCUGUAGUUGAUUUCUACCUAAGUCCUGGACCCCCCAGCAACUCUCCACUUACUACACCUACCAGAGACUACCCAGGAAACCCCUGCAUUCCAAAGUCUGGGAUGCACAUGCUGUAUCCCAUCCCUGAAUGGCCAUCAAAUGUUAACCUUCCUCCAUCCCCCGGGAUUUGCUCGUCCCUAGCCUCGCAGAAACUGAGCAGCCUUCCUCUGAACCCCUCCCCUAAUGACCAUCCAGGGAAGGCUUUGGUCUCCAAAUCAGCAGGUGAAGGAAGCCCUAACCCACCAGGAAGCUGUGAGGAGCUGGCUGCAGGACAUUUCCCAUACUUUCACAGUGACUGUGCUUUCUCCAGUCCUUUUUGGAAGGAAGGAUGCUCCCUCAGCGUGUCGCCAGCUAAUGUUAGCAUGCACAGCAAGGACAAAGUGCUUGACAGGAGUGGGUGCCAUCCCAAAGACAAAGAAGCAUGUCAUGAUCAGAAAAGCCUUAACCAGGGCUCCUUCAGUUACAUCUGUGAGAGGCUUGAACACCUGCAAGCUGACAGCUGUGAGGCUGUGGAAAACCCACCCAUCUCCAGCACCAAUGCCUGGCACAAGCUCUCCCACACCAUCCCACACAGCCUUUUCAGGAGCCAGAAAUCAGAUGGGUGGCCAUUCAUGCUGAGGAUUCCUGAAAAGAAGAACAUGAUGUCAUCUAGGCAGUGGGGCCCUAUUUACCUGAGGGUCCUGCCUGGAGGGGUGUUGCAGAUGUAUUAUGAGAAGGGCCUGGAGAAACCUUUCAAGGAAUUCCAGCUGCAGCCGCAGUGCAAGCUGUCCGAACCCAAACUGGAGAGCUACAAUGUCUCAGGAAAAAUCCACACUGUGAAGAUUGAGUGUGUGUCUUACAUGGAGAAGAGGAGGUACCACCCCAAAGCAGAGGUGGUCCAUGAGCCAGAGGUGGAGCAGAUGUUAAAGCUGGGCACCACAGAUUACAACGACUUCACUGAUUUCCUCAUGACAGUGGAGGAGGAGCUCAUGAAACUUCCUCCUGUUCCCAGACAAAAGAGGAAUUAUGAAGAGCAAGAAAUGACUCUGGAAAUAGUGGAUAACUUUUGGGGGAAAGUCACUAAGGCAGAAGGGAAGCUGGCAGAAAGCGCGGUCAUCACCCACAUUUACUGCCUGUGCUUUGUGAACGGCGGCGCCGAGUGUUUCCUCACCCUGAACGACCUGCAGCUCCACAGGAGGGACGAGCGCUACUGUGACAGGGAGCAGGAGAAGAAGUGGAUCGAUAUUCUGGACUGCCAUUUCCACAGCUGUGUCAAAGCACAGGAAUUUCAGCAGUCCCGGAUUAUUAAGUUUACACCCCCAGAUGCCUGCAGGCUGGAACUGAUGCGUUUCAGGACACCCUACAAUGGGCAAGACCUUCCCUUCUCUGUGAAGGCUGCAGUGGUGGUUCAGGGGGCCUGCAUUGAACUUCAGGCUUUCAUAAACAUGUCUUCAGCUGCUCAGAUCCUGACACGUUCAUCACCCUCUGUGAAACACUGUGAAAAUGUUAUGAUACGCUUUCCUGUUCCCACACAGUGGAUCAAAGCGCUUUGGACCAUGAACCUCCAAAGGCAGAAGUCCCUAAAAGCAAAAAUGAAUAGGAGAGCGUGCCUUGGGGCUUUGCAUGAGGUUGAAUCCGACCCCGUAAUCCAAGUCUCUGUUGGAACAGCAAAAUAUGAGAGUGCCUACAGGGCCGUGGUGUGGAAGAUCGACAGGCUUCCAGAUAAAAAUUCAAGUUUGGAUCAUCCACACAGCCUGUCUUACAAACUGGAACUGGGAUCAGACCAGGAGAUACCAUCUGACUGGUACCCAUUUGCUACUGUCCAGUUUGUUGUUCAUGACACCUGUGCCUCAGGAACAGAAGUGAAGUCCCUGGGCAUAGAGAGUGAUCUGCAGCCCCAGAAGCACGUGGUUCAGAAAGCUUUUUACAAUUGCCAGGUUGAAAUUGAAAAGAAGUGGAUUAGGCUUGAUGGAGAAGACCCAGAUAAGGCUGGCAACUGCCUAAUGCAAUGAAAGAGGACAGGAGGCACCAUCAUAGGAUAUUAGUAGGAAUCAAUUUACCUAGGAAAUUCUAUUGUUAGAAGAAGGGCAGUGACCUAGUUUAGGGUAAACACAGUCAUUGACUUUUUUUAGUGCUUAGGGGUUUGAGUCUGCAAAUCAGUACUCAUUUGACUGGCCUGUGUUCAAGUAAACUUCCUGUCAUGGGAGUCCUGCUAUGAGUAAGGUCUCCUUGUCAGAGUUGCAGGAUGUGAGCACUUCAUUGACUGACUAAUGCAUUAUUUUCCUGUUGUGUAUCUGUCACUUGGGAAUGAUCUCACACUCUGUAUUGAAAUCUAAGUGGCACCAAUCAAAGGGUUCAUGUCACUUGGAUAUACAAUAUUCUGUAAUAAAAACUUUCAGAGUGCUUAUGAUCUAUCAGCACCUGUGUAAGGUCCAGAAGGACCAAUUAUAUUUUUUAGUGCUGUCUGAAAACACAAGUUCCUAAUGUUUUUACUCCUCUAGAUAUAUGUGAGCAGAACAAGUCCAAAUAACAUUCUCGACCAAUUAAUGAGUUGGAAAUUGGGUGAUUACAUUGGGAAAAAGGGUCCUCUGCAAUAAUGCUCUUUAUUGUCCUGUGGCUACAACAAUCUCCUCCUCAGCACUUUAUAGGUUCACUCAAUAUAAUCUCUUGGGAAAAAAAAAACAUAUGUCAGAUACUGAAGUUUCUGUGCCAGCAUUAGACAGUUCUUUUUCACUACUGUAGCAAGUGAGAUAAGGGCUGGAUUCUCAGUGAGUGUAAAUCAGUCCAGGCCCAUUUCAUCUGAUGAGACUUGGAAAAUUCACACCAGAGAAGACUUCCCCCCACAAGCUGGAGAAAAACCUGGUUGCUGCUGCUUUCUCUGUGUCUCCCUUAGGAUGCAAGUUCCAGAUGUUGGUAUGGAAACAGCAGGAGCUGUGGCUUUGAGCAACUUUUAAGACAUGCAUGCUCCUGGCUCUAAAGGCAUUUUCCAUGGGGAAAUAAUGCAGGAAUGGACUGUCACAAGAGACAUGAAGCUGUGAUGCUUCAGGCAGCCUGAGCUACUAAUCACUAAUGUCAAUGUGUUAACUGUGUUUUCGACAAACAAUUGGCCUUUAGGGAAAGAUUCUAAUACUUCCCUUCAGCCAUUUUCCCCUUUGCCAUUUCUGCAGGCUGUAAUUCCAGGUCUGAAAAAAUAUGAUAAAUUAAAAAAUGCUCAUUAUUUUUCUUUCUUUUUUUUUUUUUUUUUUUUUUUUUUUAUUUUUGGCUGCAGUUUACUUAACAUUAACCUUACUUCAAACUAAAAUUAGUGGAGAACAAAAAUAUAAAAAUGCACUGCCUCACUUUAUAUCUUUAUAUUUUGUACAGCUUGUAACUGUUUAUAUGAACACUGUGUAAAAAAUACACAUAAAUGGUAUUCCCCAAAAGUAGAAAUAUGUGGGAUAUACACAGAGAAAAUUACCAGUCUGAGGAAACAGAAGACCAUAAUAUGAACCUAGUUCAUCACAAUAAACUUUUCCCCCCAUUCAGAAGCUGAGAAUGAAAUGGGUAAUAGAUUCUAUAGUAAGUCCUGAGGGCAGGUUUUUUAUGGCUAUUGUAUUGCCAGAGCCCCAAAUAGACUAUUAUAGUAUUUGGGCUUCUCUAUAUAUCCCUUUUUAUUAGCAGAUUAUAUUGUUAUAAAUCUAGGCGAGCGUUGGGCUGCAGUAGUGAUCCAAAUAUGUCUCAGCUGUUGCAUUCUCUGUCUGUGCUUUGACUAGAGAAGCUAUUAGCACCUUCAAGUCAUGUUUGGUGUGUUUUAUUCAUAUUUAAUUUUGGAUUUUAUUCUGCUCAGCUGAGCUAAGGGGCACAGCACUGCCACCAGGGCAAAGUGUUUGUACUCAGCAACGUGGCAAGCUCUGCAGUUUGCUCAAGUCCAUGGCUGUACUACAGCUACAAUAUUUAUUAACCUCUUUGCUCAGUGAGAUAGAGGAAGCAAAAUAUGCAUUGCAAUUACCUGCAGUUACCUUUGUCCAAGGCUGACUUGUUUUAUUGGCAUUAAACAGCUAAUUCUGUAAACCUGUUAACAGUGGUUGCUCUCCAAAACCUGUCUCGCCCAGCUGGCCCCUAUUUUUCUGUUUUAAGAAGGAGGAACCUGAAUAUCUCCAUUCCAUCUCUUGCCUUUUAGGAUCUCCAUUCACAGCACUCACCUCCUGGGCAUUGAUUACCUGGUGGUGUUACAGGUCCUGCAGAAGCUGUGGCUGCUUUUCUGCUCUCAGGUGUCUGCUGUGUCUCAGGAUGUGUUUAAGGAGCCUGUGUUGGCCCUUCAAGAUACAGGCUGUGGUUUGCAAUGAGUGGCUUAAAUAGUGAAUGACCACCAUUCCUGCUAGAGAGUUGUAUUGAGGUGCAAAUGAUAAUUCAGACUUACUGAACUCGGUAACAUAAAAAGGUCAAGCUACGGCUUUUUCUGUGUUGCAAACCCCUGGAUUUUCAUCUGAGGCUUGCAGGACUCAUGAUUAACUUUAAUCAGAAUUAGAUCAGGAUAACAGGGAAUUUUUUCCACAGAAAUACUGCCACACAAAGAAAGUUACUCUGUUUCAUGGCUUUCAGUUUAAACUGGAAAAUUAGUGCAGCCUAAGAUUAAAUAAUUGCUCUGUUCAGUCUCAAGUUGAUGUUUAUAUACCUUUAUGUCAGAAUAUUUAGAAAUAGGCUGCAGUUUAAUGA